AUGAUAUGUGUAGAUUUAUUGCCAAUAAAUACUGUUGAACAUGAGGGCUUAAAAAAAUUAAUUAAUGUCAUUGAGCCGAAUUACAAGAUAUCCUGUAGGAAAACAAUUCAAACUCGUAUACAAGCAUUAUAUUCAGAGAAAUUAGAUUCAAUUAAAGCUAAACUGUUGUCAAUCGAGUCAGUGGGCUAAAGUACAGACUGCUGGACCUCUGGAAGUAUAGAUUCAUACAUGACUGUCACUGGCCAUUACUUAGACGAUAAAUGGAAAUUACAUCUCCUUAAUAUUUCAACUUUUGAACUUACCCUAAGUCAUACAUCUGAAAAUUUAUCAGAAUCAAUUGAAACUUUAAUAUCUGAUUGGGGUUUAGAAAAUAAGGUUUCAGGAGUCAGUCAUGACAAUGCUCUUAAUAUAACUAAUGCAGUCCAGUUAUUAUCUUCAAGACACAUAAUGAGUAAUCCAUGUGCAGCUCAUACAAUUCAAUUAUCCGUAAAAAAAGGUUUAGAUAUAUCUACAUCCGCGUCAAUAGUAAAAAGAGCCUCAGCUAUUGUUAGUUCAUUUAAGCAUUCUUAUAAAAGAACAUACGAAUUGGAAAAUAUUUUAGAGCAACAAGGAAAACAAAAACUAAGUUUGAUACAAAGUUGUCCCACUAGAUGGGACUCGACUAUGUUUAUGUUAGAAAGACUUAUAGAACUUCGGUCAGCAAUCGUAUCAGUAAUGGCAGAUCGUAAAUACUUUACAUGGCAACAAGCUCAAAAACUAGAAUUUAUAGAAGAAGAUUGGGAUAAUUGUAAUGAACUAUACAAUUUGUUAAAACCGUUACAUUUAGCGACAACCGUGUUAUGUGCAGAUAAAACUGUAACAAUAUCAUUGAUAAGGCCAAUAAUAAAUGGCCUAAUUUCCAAGCAUCUUGUGGUAAACGAGAAUGAUAGUGCCUUAGCCACACAUUUUAAAAAUGCAGUGGUAGAAGAUCUCUCUGUAAGAUUCGGUAUCGCAGAUUAUACCUCAAAUUAUUCAAUAACUAUUGCACAAAUGGCUUGUGUAUUAGAUCCCCGUUAUACAAAUUUAAACUUCGAAAGCGUUUCUAUACAAAAUAUAAUUAAAAAUAAAGUCCGGUCUAUAAUAGACGUCCAGUACUCUGAGGUCAAUACUCAAAAUCAAAAUGAUAACAAUUCAAAUACUUACACGGCUUUAGAUACUUUACUUGGGUCAUCAUUUGAAAAAAAAGAAACAGUGGAUGAAUUCACACGGUAUUUGUCUGAACCUCAGAUCCAUUAUAAUUUAAAUCCCUGUAAUUGGUGGAAAGAAUAUGAAAAUAACUACCCGACAGUUGCUAAAUUGGCAAAAAAAAUAUUAGCUGUACCAGCAUCCUCAGCUUCUUCGGAGAGAGUGUUUUCGGCUGCUGGCAGUAUUGUAACGAAUAAACGAAACAGAUUAGACCCGGCUAAUGUUUCGGCUUUAGUGUUUUUAUACCAA
Messenger RNA from Adelges cooleyi (spruce gall adelgid), 1473 nucleotides. Its product is annotated as E3 SUMO-protein ligase ZBED1-like. The annotation marks the transcript as partial. NCBI's taxonomy places the organism in Eukaryota, Metazoa, Arthropoda, Insecta, Hemiptera, Adelgidae. Gene Ontology annotation, molecular function: protein dimerization activity. The record is from RefSeq and is a predicted model, not a curated record. The transcript has a single exon.